This is a messenger RNA of Gongylonema pulchrum, 639 nucleotides long. NCBI's taxonomy places the organism in Eukaryota, Metazoa, Nematoda, Chromadorea, Rhabditida, Gongylonematidae. The record is from the annotation of a GenBank genome assembly.
AUGAUCGAUUUUUGUAAUUUCAGUGGCCUGGGGCUCGAGCGUCUGAUACUCCAUCAUUUGCUACUGUACUCCGAUCCCGAAUUAUUGGUUUUUGUGAUAAAUACAACGCCGCAAGAUGAUGCUUUUUUCUUAUCGCGUCUGCGCAGCAGUAAAACAAAAUGUCCGCCGAAAAUCAUCACAGCGGAUUGCUCCAUCAAAGAUCGGCUGCUUACUGGAUUCCAAGAAUCUUUCAUCUUACGUUUAUAUCGCGAAAAGAAAGCUGACGGUUUCGUUAAAGCAUUCAGCGAUAAUCCUGGAGCGUUAUCGGGCAUGGGGCUGUUACAGCGACUUGUCAAUCGUUUAUAUGUUCGAAGAGUCCGGCUUCUACCGAGGUUUGAUGUGGAUGUGAAGAGGAUAUUGGAUUCAUGUUCCCCACAUAUGAUCGAAAUCUCACCCGAUCUACCGCAUUCGCUGCGAAGAGUUCAGUCACUUUUGGUUGAUAUCAUACGAACAUGCGUUCGGGAACUAAAACAGACGACAUCUUCAACAGAUGUAAGUUCUAACUAUUGCAAAUCCGCGUUGUCUUUUUAUGCCCCCAUUUAUCUCAAAAACUGCUUUCAUUUGUUGAUCCGUGAGCUGAUUCAGAUUAAGAGGGAGUAG